UCAUAUCUUUCUCCGCAGUUCAAAUAUAUGAUCUUUCAUAUAUUCACUUGUAGGAGUAUUGUAGUUACUGACUGAGCGUGAGAUGGGAACUCUCGCAAGCUCUUGAGGAAUAAGGUUAUUGCACACGCAGUAGACUGACUGUUUUUGUCUUGUUUGUUUGUUUGUUUGUUUGUUUUUUUGGUUAGCCUCUCUUUGCGGUGACAUCUUAUGUACAGUUCUGGACUCAGACCGUCUUCUGGUCUCUGAUGCAAUUCAACAUUUACAGUUUCUUCUCUCGGGGCAAUACAGCCCUAGCAGCAGAUGAAGAGCAGACAGUCCCGUGCCACCAGCAAUUGAGGUUUUAUAAAGGAGACUGGGAAAAUCGAACGAUCCAUAAUCCUGAGGAGUUGAAUUGUUUGGAUGGCGACAAUUGUGAAUGGCCUGUGUUCAUGGCGGCAGUUGAGGGCAGCAAUCUUCGAGUGGUGAUGGUAAAGCGGAGACGGUGCUGCGAGGAGAAUGAAAACACGAAGCUCACAACUAAACCAGAAGAUAUUCUGCCCAGUGUGCCAGUCCCAAGUAACGUGUCUUACAGGAAGCCGCCGGAAUUCAAGUCUCCUUGUGAUGACAUGCAUGAAGAGGGUAAACCUCCGUGUGCCUUGGCAAGCUUCGCUUCCCCUCAGGGCAUAUUUGUGGUAUUUCUCCUCAUAGUGGCAUCGCUUAUUCCUUCUAAUAGCCACUGGAGAUGAGAAAUUCCGCCAGAACGGCUUGGAACUACACCGAAUAUUUAAAAUAAACGUUAUUGUAACUUUAGAACUUAAAAUGCUUGAAGGGACAGACUGUGAGAAGUUCUUCAGCAUUACCGCGACUUUGUAAAUAACUUGCCUGGUUUUCUACAUUUUCAAUGAGAAGCAGAAACAGUUGUAUGAGGAGACAGUAAAGAGUUCUGUUGCUUGACAGAAGGAGAAGCUAACAACAGAAGGAACGCUCAUAUUAAGAAACUUUUCAAACGUUCUGACACUUUGACGUCCUUGAUUGCCUGGAAAUGGUUAGAAAGGAAAUGAAGCUAAGCUUGUAAAAUAAUCUUUAUCAAAACUAUUUAUAUUGCUCAGCAAGUGUUCUUGUCUUGUUUUUCCAUGUAACAACUUUUGAAGUUGAAAUAACUGAAUUGACGUUUUGAACUCGCUGAAGUCGAACUGGAUGUGUCGCGCAAAAUUCAAUGAUCGGUUUGCAAUUUGUGAUUUUAUAUUUCUUCUUCUCGGACGAAGAUACUUUUUGAAGUAGAAUAUUUCAAGGCCAGCUUCAUUGUUGCUUUUAGGGCGUAUUGCACGUAAUGUUGGCGAGUUUUCUGCACAUUGGAUUGUAGUCAACACGACUUCAGAUGUGAAUUGUUAUUGUCGAAUUAGUUCCUCUUUAAAAUGUCUCUUGAUUUUAGCUUUGAAAGUUCUUGCCUCCUGGUUAUCAGACCAUGUCGGAAGAACGCAGAACUCUGUUGGUCGCAUAUUUUGGCAGGACGUUUAAGCAAUCAUUUUCAAAGUCCGUUUUAUAAUUCCUUAAUAAUUGCCUUAUAGAUUUUUUUACAAUGUAGUGCGACUGUUAUAAUUGUUUGCUAAUGGCAGAGAAUACAGUUCAAAAUACGCGGCUAAUUGAUGUUUACAUUGGUCUAUGAUACGACCUGACAAACUGUGUUCCUAUUUGUAAUCACAAUAGAGUUUCUCACAUGAAACAGUUUGUAUUUGUAACGUUUUAGACCUCUUUGCAGUCCGUGACUUAAUUUAUACUGCAGUUGUAUUAAAGAAGUAAACCAUUCAAAAGUCUUG
Messenger RNA from Orbicella faveolata, 1796 nucleotides. RefSeq names its product voltage-dependent calcium channel subunit alpha-2/delta-1-like. NCBI's taxonomy places the organism in Eukaryota, Metazoa, Cnidaria, Anthozoa, Scleractinia, Merulinidae. Gene Ontology annotation, cellular component: voltage-gated calcium channel complex. The record is from RefSeq and is a predicted model, not a curated record. Gene Ontology annotation, molecular function: voltage-gated calcium channel activity.